UCUCUCUCUGCAAAUCCCAACCCCUUUCGUUUUCUCUUUGAUCGAAGCCAUGGCCGCGUGUGCAAGCUUCGCCAAGCUCAGCUCCUUGUCUUCCCCCUGGAUCUCCAACAACUCCUUCUCUUCCCGCACCGGAUCCUCGUCUCUCCUCGCCACUCGCCGUGUCUCCCUCCCGAUCCGCGCCACCUCUUACUCCGACGAACUCGUCAAAACCGCUAAAACUAUUGCAUCUCCUGGUCGUGGAAUUCUUGCCAUUGAUGAGUCCAAUGCCACCUGUGGGAAGCGGUUGGCAUCGAUAGGAUUGGACAACACCGAGGUCAAUCGUCAGGCCUACAGGCAGCUUCUGCUGACCACACCCGGCCUUGGUGAAUACAUUUCUGGUUCCAUUCUCUUUGAGGAAACCCUUUACCAGUCAACAACCGAUGGAAAGAAGUUUGUUGAUUGCCUUCGUGAGCAGAACAUUGUGCCUGGCAUCAAAGUUGAUAAGGGCUUGGUCCCACUACCAGGAUCAAACAAUGAAUCUUGGUGCCAAGGGCUAGAUGGAUUGGCUUCAAGAUCUGCUGAAUACUACAAGCAAGGUGCUCGAUUUGCCAAGUGGCGGACAGUUGUUAGCAUUCCAUGUGGUCCUUCUGCAUUAGCUGUUAAGGAAGCAGCAUGGGGACUUGCACGAUAUGCUGCUAUCUCUCAGGACAAUGGCCUUGUUCCAAUUGUAGAGCCGGAAAUUCUUCUAGAUGGUGAUCACCCGAUUGAGAGGACAUUAGAAGUGGCAGAGAAGGUCUGGUCAGAAGUCUUCUUUUAUUUGGCUCAAAACAAUGUCAUUUUUGAGGGAAUUUUGCUCAAACCUAGCAUGGUUACACCUGGGGCCGAGCACAAGGAAAAGGCUUCUCCAGAAACCAUUGCCAAAUAUACACUUACCAUGCUUAGAAGAAGAGUUCCUCCUGCAGUCCCUGGAAUCAUGUUCUUGUCUGGUGGACAAUCUGAAGUGGAAGCAACACUGAACCUUAACGCAAUGAACCAAAGUCCCAACCCAUGGCACGUUUCAUUUUCAUAUGCACGAGCUCUGCAGAACACUGUGCUCAAGACAUGGCAAGGACGCCCCGAGAAUGUGGAAGCGGCUCAAAAGUCUCUUUUGGUGCGCGCAAAAGCAAACUCCUUGGCUCAGUUGGGAAGAUAUUCUGCCGAGGGUGAAAGCGAAGAAGCCAAGAAGGGAAUGUUUGUCAAGGGCUAUACCUACUAGAAGCCUUUGGCACAUAAGUUAACCAUCUUUCUCGUUCGUAAUUAGCAUCAGCAAAAUCUGAGAAGGACUUAGAUGGUGUUGUAUUUUUGUUUUCCUUUCAACACUUAGCAACUGAGUUUGAAUAAAGUGGGAGCAAGUAAGCAAGCUUUUCUUGGUGCCACUCCAGGUUGGCCUUAAGUUUAAUUUCGGAAUUGGAAAAAACAAAAGUAAAACGAAGUUUAUUACUUAGUUAUUAUUUGUGCUAUUAUUCAUAGCUUUUGUUCAAUACUCAAUAGUGCCAUUUGUGAUAGGAAACUAAAUAUUGGGCUGUAUAUCGGAUCCUUUAUGAGUGCAAUAUUUAGUAUUGAGAAGUGCGAAUAAUCGCUCAGUUUUUCUU
This is a messenger RNA of Arachis ipaensis, 1610 nucleotides long. It is a transcript of the gene PDE345, whose product is annotated as Aldolase superfamily protein. The record is from RefSeq and is a predicted model, not a curated record. Gene Ontology annotation, molecular function: fructose-bisphosphate aldolase activity. Lineage: Eukaryota; Viridiplantae; Streptophyta; Magnoliopsida; Fabales; Fabaceae. Gene Ontology annotation, biological process: glycolytic process.